UUCUUCAACAUUAUUAAAAAAAUAUCUGUCAAAAAUGCACUGAAAAAAAUCUGCUGUUCUCUUUUCUAGAGUUAAUUUACGUAAAAAAAUACGCAGCCCUAAUUAAUUGUUUCAGUAAUCAACAUCGAAUUAAAAUAAGAAAGACUUAAUGUUUAGUGUCAAAUUGUGUGUGUAAAAAGUGAAAAAUGUUCUAUCCAGUUUGAUGCUGCAGUCACUAAUAUAACUCUAAAAACAAAAUGGCGUCCGUGUGGAAGCGGCUGCAGCGGGUCAACAAACGCGCCGCCAAGUUCCAGUACACCGCCUCCUACCACAGGGUUGAUCUAGAAACAUCGCCUAAAUGGAAACCCAACAAACUGAGCGUGGUGUGGACGCGUCGGUCCCGGCGCGAGGUGACUGACCCCCGCGAGUGGGAGCCCUCGCUGAAAGACCCACUCAAAGGUACGGUGUUAUACACGGUGCCCGAAAACCACACGGUGGCGGUCACUCUGUUCAAGGACUCUCGCACCAACGAGCUGGAAGAUAAAGAUUGGUCCUUCGUCUUGGAAGAUGUAUCGGUAACAGGAAAACGGCGUCGUCUCGCCGUGUGCUCGAUAAACAUGCGUAAAUACGCCAGUCUGGAACCUUCGCAGCGCCCUCUCGUGCUUAACUUGGAGCCAACCACACAGAAAAUAGUCUCCGCUUCGGUACAACUGACAUUGCAUUGCGUCUUAUUACGAGAAGGGCAGGCCACUGACGAAGAUAUGCAAUCGCUCGCAUCUCUCCUCUCAGUGAAUAACAAUUCAGAUAUCGCAGUGCUAGAAGAUUUGGACGAAGACGAUUAUACUUUGUCGGAUAACUCUACCAGACAGAUGCUCGACCUACGACAGCAAAUGGAAGAGAUGACGCAUAGCCUUACAAGCAGUGAUAUAGCUGCCACUCCCAAUAGCGUUCAGAGUCUUAACUUUGACAACUGUCGCACGCCUACCGCUCCCAUCCCUCCAGAAAUCGACGAUCCAGUCACUCCAGUACCCAGGGAAAUAACUCCAGAUAGAGAAAUUGCAAAAUCUAGACCAGAAUAUUUGAAUAAUCUAACAAAAUUAUCGGGGAAGACCGAAUUACCCAAAUUUACGUCGACGCCAAACAAAAUGGCGGAAAGCAAAGUUGAUAAUAAGUACGUUUUCAAGCCUAAAGCGAUUACGAAAAGGAACCUAAAGCCGUUGGAGUUAAAGACUAAUUUGAAUAACAUAACGUUGGAUAAGAAUGAUAAUGAGAAUGAGGAUAGUGAGAAAACGCCUACAGUUGAUACGGAGAAGAUUGAGAAACUGUUUCCAGGGAGACUUGAUAAGGACAAAACGCCGGUGCAAGAUCUCCUCGAAUGGUGUCAAGCGGCCACUCGUGAGAACAUUUCCUGUCAGAUCACCAACCUGACGACCAGUUUCCGCUCGGGGCUCGCGUUCUGCGCCAUCAUUCACCGUUUCCGGCCUGAUCUCAUUGACUUCUCAGGGCUGCAACCGGACGAUGCGGAGACAAAUCUUAAAAUAGCGUUGGAGGCGAGCGCUAAACUGGGAAUAUCACAAGUGCUGUGUGCCGCGGAUGUCUACGGCAGGCCGCAGCCCGAUAGAUUGGCGAUAAUGACGUAUUUGUUUCAACUAAGGGCGCAUUUCACUGGUAACGAACUACAAGUGGAACAAUUAGGUAACGACGAGACGGAGUCGUCGUACAUGGUGGGGCGCCACGACACCGACAGCGGCGCGCCGCGCGAGCUGUUCAGCCGCGAGGUGGCGGCGCGCCGCUCGCGGACCGCCAUGGAGCGCCCGCGCUGCGUAUCUCAAGAAUCUCAAGAGUCUCGUCGUUCGCUCACGCCAGACAAACACACACCGCCGUCCGCGGCCGUCAAAGAUGUCCGCGACUUGUUCCUGCAACAGGGGAAGAGCAUUUUGGGCAAGAUGCUGUCUCCCACUAGAGACCAGAAACCUAGUGCUAAGUGGUUCGCUGAGACUAAUGUUAUAGAGCCAAUCCCCGCUCGGCCCGAGAAACUGAUGACUCGCAAAGAGCUGACUGACCCGUUCGGUUCAGACGAGGAGGAGGAGACUAGUCCGCCGCAGAACAAUAAUGUUGCUUCAGACACAGCGAAACCAGAAUCAAAGCCAGUAAUCGAACCCGCGACCACGGACCCACUGACGGGCGCCGAACCCAUGACCGCGGACACGAAGCAACCCACGCCGGAGCUGCCGAAACCUACGCCGCAAUUGUUGUCACGUCACGACGAGCUGAAGGAGCGAGCGAGACUGCUGCUCGAGGCGACUAAAAAAGAGGCGCGGGAAAAGGAUAGAAAUAGGCGGCAAAACUCUAAGGAGAAAGAGGAGAAGAAGACAGAAAUCGUGAAUGGUCUUACGAAUGGUGACACGAGUCCUAGUAAAAAGCCGAUGACGGAAGAGGACAGACAGACAAUGCUUAGAGAAAGAGCGAGAAAGCUAAUCGCGGACGCCAGAGCUGGUAUUGUAAGUCCCACAUCGCCGUUAUCGCCGAGUCGAGUUCCGCGCGGUGGCACCGUGGAGAUUAUAAGCAAACAGUCUGUCAUGGAAGAAAUUGCAGCUGCGGGCGGCAUGGAUCAAUUAGAAGCGCUGGUUUCUCGCUCCGAUUCUCUACCUUCAAGUCCACGGUCUCGGAAGAGCACAGAAAGUCCCGACAGAUCAGAUGACCGCGCAAGUUCAGAAGAUUCGGUCGGUCCUCGAUUGCAAUCUUUUUCAGCUCUGGUCGAUAGACUGACGCCAGACAACGAAUUGCCAGAAGAGGGCAGAGAGACCGGGUCGUACAUAGCCAGCGAGCUGGAAGCGCUGGAGAAGGAGCAGUCCGCCAUCGACGAGCGCGCCGCCGCGCUGGAGACGCAGCUCCGGCGGGUCAUGCAGGCCGCCGACAACAGCGAGGAGGAAGAUCGUCUUAUGUCGCAGUGGUUCAACCUAGUCAACAAAAAGAACGCAUUGCUCAGGCGGCAGAUGCAACUCAAUAUACUUGAACAAGAGGAAGACUUGAGUCGCCGUUGUGAUCUCUUGGCGAGGGAGUUGAGGCUGUCGCUCGGCGUGGACGAGUGGCGGAAGACGCCGGGCCAGAAGCGGAGAGAGCGGCUGUUGUUGCAGGAGUUAUUAUCUGCAGUCAACGAAAGAGAUAGACUGGUGCAGGAAAUGGACGAGCAGGAGAAAGCGAUAGCAGACGACGACGCGAUAGAACGCAAUCUCUCUCAAGUGGAGAUCCAAAGGAAGAACAAUUGUAUACUGCAGUAAAUAGGGUGUAAAAUUAAGUGACGGCGCGGGUUUGUUACUCUAUAAAUGAAAUAAAUUGAUUUUCGAAAAAGGAGGAUUGAAUAAAAUAUUUUCUUUAAUGAAAUGAGCAGGAUAAAUGAUUUGUUGAAUGAAAAGAAAGAAAAAUUUUAAUUUUAGAAAAGUGUAAUUUCUUCAUAACACGUGACGUUAUUUGAAUAAAAAAAGAGUAAUAAAAUAAAUAAAUCAUAAAAUGGCAACAAGUUAUUCCUUACAUUUAAAUAAAAAAAGGAAUCAUGUUUUUAACAUAAAAAAUAUAGAAGGAAUAAGGAUUGGUAUUUCACAUCUAUAUCCCUUGCGGGAUAGAAGAGCCAACAGACUUGAAAAUAAUAGGCCACGUUCAGCUAGAAUGGCUUCAUGAUAGAAUUAACGUUCAAAUAAGAGACAGGUUGCUAGCCCAUCGCCUAAAAAAAGAAUCGCAAGUUAAUAAGUCUUUCCCUUUGUCGCCUUUUACAACAUCUAUGGAAAAAAGACGAAGUGUUUUGUAUUGGUGCCGGGAACCACACGACACAUUCAUUCAACCCGUAACAUUUCAAAUAUCAUGUUGAAAUUGUAGUUUGAAGUGUAAAAAAACUGAUUUGUAUUAGAUCAAUGUUGUUUGAUGUACCUAAUAAAUGUCAAAAGAUUGUGUGAAAAGUCCAUUAGAAUAAUGUGAGAAAGGAAAGCAAUGGAAAUUAUUCAGUGAAUCGUGAGAAAUGUUUUAGGAUUAAGUAUCAUUAAAAUUAUUAAAACAAAUUUAAAGUGUAAAACGCAUAGGGACCGGCGAAACGAAGGUUAAAAUAUAAUCUAAAACAAAUAUAUCACGUAUAAAUGUAAUCACGUCUUUUACCUUACAGGGUAGACAGAGCCGGCAAUUUAGAACAAACACAUAUAUGUGUUCUAUAAUUGACUUAAAUUCAUUAAAAUAAGGAUUUUACAAAUCUUUUUUGCAUCAUUGAAAUUCCCUUAUACCUGAAGUCUUAAUUUUAUUAAUAUCAAUUUUAAAAUACCUAUUUUACCCCUCUUUUCACCGGUUCCCUCGUGUUUAUCCAAAUGCGUGCUGUAAUCAAGUCGGCCUGAUGAGGCGCAUAAUACUCAUGUAGAUUCCUAUAUUUAAUCUUUAUUUGCGCUUAAUUAUAAGCAUUUUUUUAAGGCUUAACAUGUUGGUAUAUUUUUACUACCAAAGAGUCAAUUUGAACAUUGUUUUUUUAAAUUUAUUUUUAUAAAACGCCCCACAUAAUUACGGUGAUAGAAAAAGUACAAUACGCCAUAAGAUUUUUUUUAAAUAUAUAUAUUCAGAGCUACGCUAAGUAGCAAUUUAUUUUUUUAAGUAGACAUUUUUGUGCGAUUAUUUUAGUGUAAAUAUUAGCGAGUUUAGAUUUUAAAUGUUAUUUAUUUCGGGCUUUCGUUAUUUAAUUGUUCUUGCCUUGGUGUUGAUUAAAAAAUAUUCAUUGAAGUUUUAAAUCGUGACUGUCAUCGAACAAUGGAGGUUUUGUAAAGUGUCACUAGGAGGCAGCACGGCGUCGUUACAUCAAAUGCAAUGUUGUGAUUGGACGUCAGUUGACAUUUUUUAAUUUGUUUUAAUUUACUCGAAAGCAACCUUUUUUUUUUAGAAUAGUUUUUUUGUGCUGGCAUCAAUUGUAUUUAAAUAAUCUUUCUAAAACCUUUAUAGAAAUAAUUGUCAUCAAUUAUUACAAUGGUAGAUUUUGUAUUGGCACUUCUGGUUGUAACUUUGCUGUAAGUCUAAAAUUUUGUGCAAUUACGACUUACCGAAAUGUAUUUGCAAGAUCAAUCUACCGACGUUAAUAAUAAUAUGUAAAACAUCGGUCACUUAAAGAACGCCUAUCAUUCGUCUUUUGAUAUCAUAUAUGUUUUGUAAAAUCUUCUCUUGUUUGACCAUACAUACCACUAUGACCAUAAUCUAAGCAAAAGAGGGUUAAUCGACUAUAUUCUGACCACCGUUUUAAUCGAGAAUUUCUAUUUUACUAUUCCGGGAAGAAAGUGAUGUUAAAAAUUCCGAUAUUCGCAUACUAAUAGUGAUUAUCCAAAUAAUUAGAAUUAAAUGUAUAUACAAUACACGUAAUGAAAUAAAAUUGUAUUUAUUUUUAAUAAAUAAUCGAAUACUUAUGUAAUAUGUUCUAAUAAUCAUCAACUUGUUUGAAAAUAUUUCGUACUAUCUCUAAGUCGCUACGGAAAGCUUUUUAAUAUCCUAGUAAAAUUUUAAGUUCAAUUAAUAAUAUCUCAUGACGUAGUUCACUCCGUUCAGAAAUUGAGUAGGUACGUAUUAAAACUCAUUUGGUCAUUUUGAAAUUCGUACAAUGUAAUUAUUAUGUGUUUGACAGUGACAGCUGAUAAAAAUACUCUUGUCAUCGGGAUACGCGGGAAAAUAUUAUUAUCUCAGACUUUUGCAUUCAUCAAAUUAUUUAUUUUUGUGUUAAGUAUAAGUACGUACGUUAAGUCAAAUCUUUGAUAAAACUGAUUUCAAAAGUGGCAGUAAAUAACUCUGUAACGGAGUGUAACUGAAUUUUAAAUAAUUUUGUUUAAACCACUAAGUUAAUUGUAUUUUACUAAUCUUGUCCAAAAGCCUACACACAAUUUUUUAAAUAUAAGUCGUGUGUGGACUUUUGUGCCUGGCUGUACAUUAACUUUUAUCCCUUUUUACAUGACACUUAUAUGACUCCAAAAUUUAAGAACAGUUAGAAAUAUAAUCCGAAAAUAACGUAAACACAAGUCAUAGAUAUAUAUCGAAUUAUUGUAAUCGUCCUGUAGAUGUAGCAUUUAUUUUUCGAUAUGAAUUAUAGUAUUUUUUAUGUAAAAUAGUUCUUUCUAGGCGUGUGGUAGUUAAUCAGUUAUUUAUUAUGACUGCGGGGCGGGAGAGUGAAGCGACAAUGGUUUAUAAGAAGUUUCAAAUUUAACAUAUUGUUUGCUUUAAUUUUGCGUUUGGUCCAAUUAGUAUUUGGUUAAAUUACUUGUUUUGCGAUGGUUCCUAUUUUCGCAUUUGAUAUAAUUCUUUGUUCAAAUAUUGCAUGGUAAUUUUUUUGCCGCUGCUUCGCUCGCCGCAGUCAGAGCUUCACGGUGUAUAGCGAGGUGCUAAAUUGGUCGGUUUUUAUGUGAAAUUUCACUGUUUGUGCAAUCUGAAGCUUAUUAGUAUUUACGAGUAUAUGCACUGAAGCGGUUUUGUGUUAUAAUCUAUUUAAUUUGGAGUCUUACGUCAAGUAAAUCAAAGUCGAAAUCUAUUUAAUUGUGCAAGAACCUCACGUGUACAGCUCAGUUUUCAAUUUAAUUUUUUUAUUAUUUUUACAUCAAAUAAAUUACUUCUUAAUAAAGCUUUGAACGCACGUGCGACACGACACACCGCAAAUCGGUUCGACCAGACGGCUUAUAUAUUCUUGGAAGAUAUACAUAUCUUCUUUCUCUCUCUGUCUUUUUUUUAUCUCAUAGUAACAGAGAGACCGAAGACAAGACAUUCUCAAUGUUCUUGAAUAAAUCGCUGUAAUUCAGCGUGCAAAAGUAAUAACAUCAUGUCGUAUCGUAAGUGUGUUUAGAGCUUAAAACAUGCAUCUUUAAUAGGUUCUUUGCUGUCUAUAUCCGCUGUGCACGUCUGUUCAGUCAGCUCCGAUCUCUGUAGUUUGUUGCAAAUGCAGUGUCGUUUUAGUAGUGUUGAAAAUGUAUUGCAAUGUCGGAUAGUAAAUUAUUGUUAUCAGUAGAUAAUAAUUUGAUAUGGAGGUAGCUUUAAAUUUUUUUUAACACUACUUAUAAGUAGUAUAGAUAUAUCUGAGAGAGGCGAAAAGGUAAAUUUUUCAAAGAAUAUCCUCAUAUAUCAUAAACUUAGGCACAUAAAAUCCACUUCCAUACACAGGCCUCGAAAGGUCCACUUUGAUUGAGACACCAUUAACACAAGUAAUUAAAAAAAUCUAACACAAUUUGUAAUAUUGGUUCAUACAGGACUAUCUGACAUUAUUUUGAUCGGCGCCAACGCCAAUAUCCUGUUUGGUUUCCUUCCACCCAAAGGUUGCCUGGAAGAGAUUGCAUUAGCGAUAAAUCCGCCUUUGUACCACCUUUGUUUAUUUUGUGCUGUUUUAUGUUUUUCUCUAAUGGUGCAAUAAAGAGUUUAUCUAUCUAUCAUUGCAAUACAAUUGAUGAGGUUGAGAAUUGUAGAAAAACCCGCAGUAUUUAGUAAGUUAGAAUAAUAUCGUAAAAGCGAUGCCAUCAUUGUCUGUACCGUUAUUUAUGACGCUAUUAUAUUAUGGACCGUAAUAAAGUGAUAUUGUAAAUUGUAA
Molecule: messenger RNA, 7555 nt
Organism: Amyelois transitella
Lineage: Eukaryota; Metazoa; Arthropoda; Insecta; Lepidoptera; Pyralidae
Gene: Ehbp1
Product: EH domain-binding protein 1
Exons: 24
Coding region: 237-3260 (1007 amino acids)
Molecular function (GO): protein binding
Source: RefSeq, a predicted model, not a curated record